Messenger RNA from Oncorhynchus kisutch (coho salmon), 5573 nucleotides. RefSeq names its product serine/threonine-protein kinase 38-like. Gene Ontology annotation, molecular function: protein serine/threonine kinase activity; ATP binding. Bases 387 to 1778 code for a protein of 463 amino acids. Gene Ontology annotation, biological process: protein phosphorylation. NCBI's taxonomy places the organism in Eukaryota, Metazoa, Chordata, Actinopteri, Salmoniformes, Salmonidae. The record is from RefSeq and is a predicted model, not a curated record. The transcript has 13 exons.
AUUUCUGUAGCAUGUACUUGCGUGGAGUGAGCGUUAUGUUUUUAGUGCAUCCAUUCUGGGACUAAUUGGCUAUUUUACUAUUUACAGGGUGGGUUGAGGUCGAAGAUUGAUGAGUGGAGACGAGCAACGCUUACCAAACCCGUGUACUGUUAGUCUUGUUAAAUAUAAAAAAAAUAGUUGUCAUUGACUCAAGUCUUUUAUUUUCUCCAUACACAGUCCGUGUUUGCAGUGUGUGUAUCUAGUUCACGCUAGAUAGCUAGUACCUAACGUCGAGUCUUCCCUCAUCCCCUAGCCAAAUUUACGGACCUAAAUUCUGUCAUAUUGGAGCAGGGCUGGGCAGCUAGCCUAGCCAUCAAUUGAAUCUGGAGCAGGAUACAGAGGAUAGUAUGGCCAUGACGGGAGGGACUGCAGCUGCCCUUCCCAUGAGCAACCAUACCCGGGAGAGGGUGACCGUGGCAAAGCUGACACUGGAGAACUUCUACAGCACUCUGCUGACACAACACGAGGAGCGAGAGACAAGGCAGAAGAAGCUGGAGAAAGUCAUGGAUGACGAAGGCUUGAUAGAUGAAGAGAAGGUCAUGCGACGCUCCCAGCACGCCAGGAAGGAGACAGAGUUCCUGCGGCUGAAGAGGACCCGGCUGGGCCUGGACGACUUUGAGUCACUAAAGGUCAUUGGUCGAGGCGCCUUUGGAGAGGUCCGCUUGGUGCAGAAAAAAGACACCGGGCACAUAUAUGCCAUGAAGAUCUUGAGGAAAGCUGACAUGUUAGAGAAGGAGCAGGUGGCUCAUAUUCGGGCAGAGAGGGACAUCUUGGUGGAGGCGGACGGGGCCUGGGUGGUUAAGAUGUUCUACAGUUUCCAGGAUAAGAGGAACCUCUACCUCAUCAUGGAGUUUCUACCUGGAGGUGACAUGAUGACCCUGCUGAUGAAAAAGGACACCCUGUCUGAAGAGGCUACCCAGUUCUACAUAGCUGAGACUGUCCUGGCCAUUGACUCUAUCCACCAGCUGGGCUUCAUCCACAGAGACAUCAAACCUGAUAACCUGCUUCUGGACUCCAGGGGCCAUGUAAAGCUGUCUGAUUUUGGUCUGUGUACGGGACUGAAGAAGGCCCACCGCACAGAGUUCUACAGGAACCUCACACACAACCCUCCCAGUGACUUCUCUUUCCAAAACAUGAACUCAAAGAGAAAAGCAGAGACGUGGAAGAAGAACCGGAGGCAACUGGCCUACUCCACAGUGGGAACACCGGACUACAUUGCCCCAGAGGUGUUCCUGCAGACGGGAUACAACAAGCUCUGUGACUGGUGGUCUCUGGGGGUCAUCAUGUAUGAGAUGCUGAUAGGGUACCCCCCGUUCUGUUCUGAAACACCCCAGGAGACGUAUAGGAAGGUGAUGAACUGGAAGGAGACCUUGGUCUUCCCCCCUGAGGUGCCCAUCUCAGAGCGGGCCAAGGACUUGAUUCUCAGGUACUGUAAUGAUGCUGAGAACCGUGUUGGUGCUGUGAGUGUUGAGGAGAUGAAGAGUCACGCCUUUUUUGAGCCUGUGGACUGGGAACACAUCAGGGAAAGACCAGCCGCUAUCUCCAUUGAGAUCAAGAGCAUCGAUGACACAUCGAACUUUGAUGAGUUCCCAGAAUCGGACAUCCUUCAGCCAGUUUCCAAUGUGACGGAGCCAGACAAAUCCAAGGACUGGGUGUUCCUGAACUACACCUACAAGAGGUUUGAGGGGCUGACUCAGCGAGGCACCAUUCCCACAUACAUGAAGGCAGGGAAGGCCUGAGAUGAGGGCAUGAGGGAAAUGGGAGAGACAAUGUAGACACAGGGUUGGGCGGUAAACCCCUGCUGUGCUGAAAGCACAGGAUCAAGAAUAAUGAUGAGGAGGUUCUUGGCUACAUGCUUCACCAGGGUUUUCCUGCUUGGCCGCAUCCAUUGGGGCACCAACGGCAAGAGGAACAGGGAUAUAAAUAAUACAUGUAUCAUAUUUUGUCUUAGGCCUUGCUUGGGCUGUUAAAGGGGAAGUUUGUGUUUUACAACUUGAUGUUAGAUGGUUCCUCAACCUGAAAAAACUGAACUUCCCCUUUUGAAGUGACUACUACUAGGUGACUAAAUCAACGGGCGGUUCUUCUGCCCAGGUGUUGCUGAAUUAUGCCCGAUCUUACAACACCUGGAUAGGUAUUUUACCUAUCGGCUAACCACAUGUUAUAGCAAUCUGGUGUCCGACGGCAUAGUCGAUGACGAGGUACGCAACCAUUGGUUGAUGCAACGUCUGAGCAGGGGAACGCGACCAUCAUAUCUGCAUGUUUACACACUGAUUUGCAGGGUCUAAAACGCUGGAGAAGGACUGCCCCCCACACAGGGUAUUCUUUGGGGGUUAUCCUAGUAACCUCAUGUAUGACUGCAGAAAAAUGCAUGUAGUUAAUGUUAAGUGAAAGUGGUUUGCUAAACUUGUAGGUAUAAAAAGUUCUAACGUUUCAAGUCUUUUAUGGGUGCCAUGUUAGCCAAAAAGUUUCAUUCUAGUUACAAUGCAAAUAGUAAUCCUUCCGUCAUGGAACGUUCGCAGCUAACAUGGAUUAUGGUGAGCAGUCCGUACAUGUAUCUAUGGCUAUGGGAUUAAUCCAUUGUGGUGUCUAUUUAAUGCCUUGAUAAUCUGGAAUUUAAUAGCUCUAAAUUAUUUAAUGGUGUCAAAGAUGCAUAUAAAAGUGUUGCAUUCUAGUGGUUGAGAUAAGAAACGGUAAUGUAGAAGCAGAUUUGUUUUUGCAAGUUAGAGGACAAGUCAUGGAUGUCAAUGAAAAUUCAAUGCUACUAAUACUAAAAAGUAGCAAUAUGCAGAAAGUAAACAGUAUAUUGGGUCAAUUUCUGCAACAACUAAGCGCGUUGAAGCUUGAUGCUUAACUUUUUUGGUCCAGUGGCUACCACGCUGUAUACGGUGUGAAGCGAACCCGUGCACAUGCGCAGAUGCUAUGUGUGACUGCGGGAGAGCAACGUCUUGCAUCUCGCUCAUCUCUGUAUCUGCGGUGCUGCUCGUGGCAAUGUCAUUUCGCUGAGUGUAACUUUACAUUAGUUACAUUUCUGUUCAAAUUUAUUGACAAAGAUAUCAGAUGGCACAUUUUUUUUUUUAAAGAACAUUGGAAAUCAUGUUUGAUACCCCCAAAAUGGUUCCAUUUAAGUUAGGAACUACAUUUUCAAUUAAAUGUACUUUUUUAUAGUAAACAUUUACUAAACUUUAGUGAACACCCGCUGUGGGUGAUGUCAUAAAAAUAGAUAUUCAAACGUAAGGGUCAAACAUUUCAGUGAUUCUGAUUUAGUUGUGCACCUCAGCAACUUGCAUAUCCAAUAAUCUAAACUCGUGUAAUGUUGCACUUGCUACAUCCCCCUUGGCGUUUUUCCUAUUUUGUUGCAUUACAACCUGUAAUUUAAAUGUUUUUUUUAUUUUGAUUUCAUGCAGUGGACAUACACAAAAUAGUCCAAAUUGGUGAAGUGAAAUUUAAAAAAUAACUUGUUAAAAAAAAAAAAAUUCAACCGUCAACGUGGCUCGUGCAUAUGUAUUCACCCCCUUUGCUAUGAAGCCCCUGAAUAAGAUCUGGUGCAACCAAUUACCUUCAGAAAUAACAUAAUUAGUUUGAUUGCAAACAGGUGGACUUUAUUUAAGUGUCACAUAAUGUCAGUAUAUAGACACCUGUUCGGAUAGGCCACUGAGUCUGCAACACCACUAAGCAAGCGGCACCAUGAAGACCAAGGAGCGCACCAAACAGGUCAGGGACAAAGUUGUGGAGAAGUACAGAUCAGGGUUGGGUUAUUUAAAAAAAUCAGAAACUUUGAACAUCCCACGGAGCACCAUUAAAUCCAUUAUUAAAAAAUGGAAAGAAUAUGGCACCACAACAAACCUGCCAAGAAAGGGCUGCCCACCAAAACUCACGGACCAGGCAAGGAGGGCAUUAAUCGGAGUUAAUCGGUGUUUGCCAAAAGGCAUGUGGGAGACUCCCCAAACAUAUGGAAGAAGGUACUCUGGUCAGAUGAGACUAAAAUUGAGCUUUUUGGCCAUCAAGGAAAAAUACCUCCCAUCACCCCAAGGACACCAUCCCCAUGGUAGAGGCAGCAUCCUGCUGUGGGGAUGUUUUUCAUCGGCAGGGACGAUGGUGCUAAAUACAGGGAAAUUCUUGAGGAAAACCUGUUUCAGUUUUCCAGAGAUUUGAGAUUGGGACGGAGGUUCACCUUCCAGCAGGUCAAUGACCCUAAGCAUGCUGCUAAAGCAACACUCGAGUGGUUUAAGGGGAAACAUUUCAAAUGUCUUGGAAUGGCCUAGUCAAAGCCCAGACCUCAAUCCAAUUGAGAAUCUGUGGUAUGACUUAAAGAUUGCUGUACACCUAUCCAACUUGAAGGAGCUGGAGCAGUUUUGCCUUGAAGAAUGGAUAUAAAUCCCAGUGGCUAGAUGUGCCAAGCUUAUAGAGAGACCCCAAGGGACUUGCAGCUGUAAUUGCUGCAAAAGGUGGCUCUACAAAGUAUUGGCUUUGGAGGGGUGAAUAGGUAUGCACGCUCAAGUUUUUUGUGUGUGUCUUAUUUCUUGUUUGUUUCACACACACAAAUAUUUUGCAUCUUCAAAGUGGUAGGCAUGUUGUGUAAAUCAAAUUUAUACAAACUCCAGGUUGUAAGGCAACAAAAUGGGGUAAAUACUUUCCCAAGCCACUGUAUUUGGCACCGGUCAAUGUUCAGAUGCAAUGUGAUCUGGAGCAGGUGUAAAUUCAAUGUAUCAAAUUAUUUAUUUUGACCAUGAACAAAUUGAUAAACCCCCAACUGUUUGCUGAAAUAAACACCCAAACACAACACAAAUUAGGGUGCAUCAUGUGUUAUUGAGGAAUUAGUGUUGAUAACUAAAACGAAAUGCCUAAAAUAUAACAAUGCUAGAAGAUACCCGUAGACUUCCAGUCAUUGUGCUAAUGCUAGUUAGCAUUGAAGCAGAUAAAGGGCCUCAUUGCCAAAAUCCCGAAGUAUCCCUUUAACUUGUAAAUGAUUCAAGAAUGGAAAUAAAAAUAAAUAGUUUACAUAGAGAAGAAGAGUUAAGGUAACUUAUAAAAAGUAGUUUAACUCAAAUUCAUUAUUUGUUCAUUCUUAACUUCAUUUGUCUUUCACCGGAACAUGUUACAAAUAUAUUAAAGGGAUAGUUCACCCAAAUUACACAUUGGUUACCUUACCCUUUAAGCAGUCUAUGCUUUGGUUUUAAUUUCCCUGGCACUGUUACCAAAUGUUAAUGUUUUAGCAUUUGUGGCACAAAUAACUGUAAUUUGGGUGAACUAUCCCUUUUAAUAUAACUGGUUGGCACUGGGCGGGAACAGGUACGGUUUGUGUAUGUGUGGUAGGUGAUUUGCACCAAACGAUGUGAUAGAUUUCCAUCCAAUUGGUGACAGAUUUUCAUGUGAAUAUUCUCCAAUCAGCAUUAAAACAAUAUGUGCAUUUUCCCACCAGAAAGGUUUCCAUCAAAUUGACUUGUUGUGGAUAAAAGACUGUGCGUGAUGACACAGUGCACAUACAAAAACUUGUGCGGUUAAAUUCCUAUGUACCGAAUAAAAAAUACAUGUUA